UUUGUUCCAAUUUCAAGGGACAUUCCAGAAUUUGAACCAUUUCAAGCAGGCCGGACUUUGAUACUUGGCACUUUUCUUGAAUUUUAAUUGGAUAUUUUCUAAUUUUCCAUAAAAAUACACAAAAUGGUCUUGUUCAAGAACGCUGUUGCACUAGUUACGGGAGGAGCAUCUGGCUUGGGACGUGCUACCGUUGAACGAUUUGCUCGUGCCGGCUCAAAAGUUGUUCUCGGGGAUCUUUCAACCUCAAAAGGAGCCGAUGUUGCCAAGGAAUUGGGCGACAAUGUCGUUUUUGUACCUGUUGAUGUCACAUCCGAAAAAGACAUCACCGAAGCAUUGCAAGUGGCAAAAACAAAAUUCGGCCGUUUGGAUGUCAGUGUAAAUUGCGCCGGAAUUGCCGUUGCUGUCAAGACUUACAACUUCAACAAGAAACUUCCCCACAAAUUGGAUGAUUUUGCAAAGGUCCUCACUGUAAACACUGUCGGCACUUUCAAUGUCAUCCGUUUGUCCGCCGGAUUGAUGGGCGAAAACGAGCCAAACAAGGAUGGACAACGUGGUGUCAUCGUAAAUACUGCUUCCGUUGCUGCAUACGACGGUCAAAUUGGACAAGCAGCAUAUGCCGCAUCCAAAGCUGGCGUUGUUGGCAUGACGUUGCCCAUUGCUCGUGACUUGAGUACUCACGGAAUCCGUAUUUGCACAAUUGCCCCAGGAUUGUUCGAUACCCCGAUGUUGCAAGCGUUGCCUGAAAAGGUCCGUACCUUCUUGGCAGCUACAGUGCCCUUCCCGAAACGCUUGGGAGAUCCUGCCGAAUACGCUCAAUUGGUCGAAUCGAUUGUCGAUAAUCCCUUGUUGAAUGGAGAAACUAUCCGUUUGGAUGGAUCGUUGCGCAUGAUGCCUUAAUUCGGCUCACCGAUGUUCUCCGACGUUGCCAGGAAUCGAAAAGUGCAUUUUUUUAGCUAUCCUUUAUCACAAAAAAUUUAAAUUUUCUUUCAAAAAGAAGCAAAAUAAAGAUUUUUAUUAAAAUUUUUA
This is a messenger RNA of Culicoides brevitarsis, 1026 nucleotides long. RefSeq names its product 3-hydroxyacyl-CoA dehydrogenase type-2 (gene scu). Lineage: Eukaryota; Metazoa; Arthropoda; Insecta; Diptera; Ceratopogonidae. Gene Ontology annotation, cellular component: mitochondrion. Gene Ontology annotation, biological process: fatty acid metabolic process; estrogen metabolic process; androgen metabolic process. Bases 124 to 897 code for a protein of 257 amino acids. The transcript has 3 exons. The record is from RefSeq and is a predicted model, not a curated record. Gene Ontology annotation, molecular function: estradiol 17-beta-dehydrogenase [NAD(P)+] activity.